AUGUCCUCGUCAUCACGAUCCCGCUCCUCAUCGCCCUCAUCACAACCCGACAUGCCGCGCAUCCCAGACCAUAUCAUCGUUACAUUCGACGGCCAGACGAGAGAAAUCAUGCGCAUAGCGGCCGAGGGCGGCACGGACGAAUUCGGGGGGCCGGCCGCGGUAUUAUCAGCGCGAGGAGAGGGAGGAGACUGA
Parastagonospora nodorum SN15 is the source of this 192-nucleotide messenger RNA. RefSeq lists its product as hypothetical. The coding region runs from base 1 to 192 and encodes 63 amino acids. The record is from RefSeq and is a predicted model, not a curated record. The transcript is spliced from 2 exons. NCBI's taxonomy places the organism in Eukaryota, Fungi, Ascomycota, Dothideomycetes, Pleosporales, Phaeosphaeriaceae.